This is a messenger RNA of Lactuca sativa (garden lettuce), 4265 nucleotides long. RefSeq names its product fanconi anemia group I-like protein. Gene Ontology annotation, biological process: DNA repair. NCBI's taxonomy places the organism in Eukaryota, Viridiplantae, Streptophyta, Magnoliopsida, Asterales, Asteraceae. The record is from RefSeq and is a predicted model, not a curated record. Gene Ontology annotation, molecular function: DNA polymerase binding.
CAUUUUUUUAUUUAUUUACGUAUCAGAGGAGGGAAGGAGAUUUGGUUUAAAUACGAAAGCAAAAUAAAUUAUGAUUUUUACCAACAAUUUGCGAAAAAAAAAAAAUGAAACAUUUUCGAGUUUUCCCGCGCUCGAAAAAUCCACAAAACCCACUCACAACUUCGUCUGCUAUCCAAUUACGGUCGCGCCACCAUGACGACCGCCACCGCCAACCACCGUAACAACUCACCGCCUCUCACCCCGGAUGACAUAAUCCGCUUAGCUCAGUACCACACUACUGCACCGCUUCAUCCUUACCUCCUCUCCCCAACUUCUCACGAAACCCUCGUCUCCCACCUCCACACUCUCCCUCCCUCCGCCGUCUCUGAAUACACAUCGUCUCUCCUCUCUCUCCUCUCGCCAUCUCCUUCUGUAUCUACCCUACUCACAUCUCUUCUCAAUUCCUACUUAAUCCUCUUCACUUCCAACAAAAUUCCCCAUGAUCGGCGGUCUCUUAAAACCCUGGAACUCUUCUCUCCCCAUCUAGAGAACAUCCCGAUCAACGAACUACAAACAAUCUCUGAUACAAUCGUUUCGAGUAUCUCACAAAUCAACAGAGAUCCAGAUGAAGCGCAGCUUCUCGACUUGCUUCCGAAGUGUCUUCACAUCAUAUUUAACUCUAAUGAGAUCGAUAAACCCCAGGAUUCAGUUGAUGCGGUAUUUGAUCGUAUCCUAGAUUGUAAUUGGUCAAGGAUUUUGUUAGUGAAACUGGUUUCUAUCAUUCACGAGUUCAAGUUUGUUGGUAAGGGAAGAGGUAAGCUGUAUGCACAGAAGGUGUUUGACAAUAUGCAUUGUGUUGAGCUGCAGGAUCUUCCUUCAUUAGUUUACCAGUUACUUGUUUUGGCUUCAAAAGGGUUCAACAAGAGGGAAAUAAUUGAAGGUAUUGUUAUGUUCUUUGGAACCAAAAUGCAUUCUAAAAAGGCGAGUUCUAAUAUCAUCAGGGAAGUUGAAGGGACUGUACUGUUGCAUGUCAAUUUCGCUGUAAAGCAAGAUCCUUCACUGGGGCAGGAAAUUAUGGGGCUUGUGAGGUCAAAUCUUCAGGCAGUUGAUCAUUUUGUUGUUGGGCUAUUGUUGUCAAUAGCAAGAAUUAGAAGGUACAGGGAGAACUCCAUGGGAACACUGAAAACAGCUCUAAUCACUGCUUAUAAGGAUUACAAAUUUUCAAGACAUUGUAAAUGGCUACCUGAUGACUUAAAGGAAGAGUAUCUACAAAAUGCCCUAUUGACAGAGAAAGCCGUGCUAAGAAUUGUUAAUGAGAGUAAUCAUGGAAGAGAACAUAUUGUUCCUAGCAUAGUCCACUUGGGCUUUUUGUUUCUGGAAUCAGGGGAGGAAAUGAGCCAUAAAGAACUUGGAAACACAGGUCUUAUAGGUUCUCAAGAGCUUGGUAUUCAAAUGCUAAAAAGUUUAUUUGAGGUUCAUGAUAUGGCAAGAAAUGAGAUUAUUGAGCAAUGUAAAUUCCGAAUCCUUUCUCUUAAGCCUGACCAAAGUUUAGCAAUCAUAAGGUUACUUGGUAACCUAGUUCAGAACUACCCAUACCCCAUAUUAGAAUAUGUGUCACAUCUGAAGGAAUUGUUGGAUUAUUUUGGUUUUAUGCACAGCAAAGUUGCUUCCCAUUUGAUUAACAUUCUAGUGCCACUCAUCAAGUUCAGUCAUAACCUUCAGGACUACAUAAUCUUGGUGGUGCGCAAGGCUAUGUUCAGACAAGAAGAUCAAAUCCGCUUAGCUGCAGCUGGAGCCAUUAUCGACUUAAUUCUUGCAGACAAAAAAUCAAAACAAAAUAUGCCAUCUUCUUAUCAAGAAUCCUCUAGCCAAGCUAGCAGCAGUCAACAACCUCAAAUAACCCGUGGAAUUAGCAAUGAUCUUUUCAAAGAGCUCAGUAGUUUAUUACAACGUUGCCUCUAUCAACAGGGGAAAGUGAAAGAGGUUGUAUACCAGGGACUUGUAAAGCUUGUGCUGGUUGAUCCAUUAACAGCAGGGGAAGUUUUUGAUUUUCUAUGGCCUCACUUUCUACAGUUUUACAAAGAAGAUGGUGAACUUAAUAUAAUCCAAUGCAUUAAGACUGAGAAUAACAAAGCUUGUAUAGUUGAACCACUUGAUGAUCUUCUAUCUUGUGUCUCAUGGGUUCUUUCACUUCAGCCACAAGAAAAAUCUGAAUCAUGGGCUUCUUUCGGGUUCUCACUUACACAGGAAAACGAGCAGGCAGGAGGAACAGUUUCUGGUGAGUCGUUUUCCAAUGCUUUGUCAAGAAUCCGGAAGCUUCUAAGAAAUGGAAAUUUGGAAGGACAGUUAGGUUUAGAUACACCACAAGAAGGAGAGACAUACAAAUAUAGUGCUAAGAUUAUGUCAGGUGUUAUUGAGGUGAUAUUGAAUACACUUGCUACUGAAUUGGAAAAGGCAAGUAAUGAUACAAAGAUUGAUUUAGAGAAAGAGUUGAUUGAUCUUGUUGAUCUACAUGAGUCCUUAUGUACACAAAACAAUGGUGCUAGAAAAGAAACACCUCGGUCUACUGCUCCUGAUCUAACAUAUAAAAAUGAGUCAGAUAACACAAAGUGGUGUAAAGAAACAACUACUUUCAUGUCAACAUCAAGCAUUCAUCACUUGUUUCAACUCUACAAGUCAUCAAACCAACAUUCUAAACUGUUCUCUUUUGUGUUAAAUGCCACUUUUUGCAAGAUCAAAUCUUGUUCCAAUGUGGCAAAAGAUGAUCCAUUGAAGGGUUUGAUGUAUGGGGAUAUAAAGAUCCUAGGUCCACCAUUGUUGAAAGUGAUCACGUUGCUCAUUCACCCAGAUCAAAAGAAAAAGGAAGCUAAAGGGAAAAAAGAUGAAGAAGAUAAAAAGGGUCUCGUUCUCUUGGCUCUAAUUUGCUUGAAAGAACUGCUAACAAUCUGUUCUCAAAGCCCAGAGGAAAUGAGAGAAAUUGAAGACAUGUUGUCAGAUUCUUUAGUUGAGGAUGAACCACUGAACAUUCAAAGGGAAGAAGUCUUCAUUACAAAAAUUGUUAAACCUCUGUUCUCUAAGCUUCUUCAAGCAAAGUUAUUCCAUGAAAUUGAGGUGCUGUGUGAUAUUGCGAAGAUUAUUGGGUGUAAAACUAUUGGUGAUUGGGCAAUAAGAAUUUGUGAAACAAGUAAUAUAGCAAACACAAAGAUUGCAAAAAAUGUAGUGAAUCUAGCACUAUCGUGUACUCAAGCUCCAAAUGAUUUGGCUGUUGCUCAAGAUAUGGCACUGGAGUUGAUAAAAACAACAGGAUCAGAAACAUACAGAAUCAUAAACAAUUCAACAGAAACUGUUAUAUCAUCAGUGAUCCUACAGUUUCUUGAAUCAGUUCUUGCUGACAUGGAUCGAAUCAGUAUGAAGAUGAAAACAUGUUUCACUAGUGCUUAUAAAGGGAUACAGAUGGAUGAUAAUGGGAUACACAAGUCACAUUUGACAUUAGAAGAGACUCUGUACCAGAGGGCUGAAGCUGUCAUGGAACUGUUAUCUUCUUUUGUGGUGAUGAACCUCAAAGAUCUUCAAGGUGAACAUGUAGUGAGAUUGGCUGCUAAAUUCUACAAGAACUUAGCUAGGGUUUCAAAGUUUCUUAUCGCACCUAAAGGUUGCAAGCAGAUUUUACCAAGUCUCAAGUUUCAAAAACUUGUGGAAGUGACUUGUAAGCAGUUAACAGGUCCUUUGUACAUUUUCAUGGAAACAAUGCAGCAGAAACAACAAGCCAGUAGCAGAGCAAGUAAAGGAAUUUUAAACAAGAUUAAAAGGGAGAACAGAUGCAUCCCAGAUUUGAUAUUUCAGAUAGAAGAUUAUGAGAAGUAUCUGAUUCUACUUGGCAAAGCUUGCAAGAUGAACUUGUUGAGGCACGCAAAACGUAGCACUGCUAGAGAUUUUAGAAUAACCGGCCCACAAGAACAUGAACAUGGGAAUGAUCAGGAACAUGAUGAAGCUGCUGCUCAAAAUGAUUUGGUACAAGACUCUGAAAAUGGUGAAGAAGAUGAUGCAUUAUUACCUGACACAGGUACCCCAUUUGCUGCAGAGGAUUCGGAAGAAGAUGACAGUUUGAUUCCCAGAAAGAAGAGUAGAAUUGUUGAAGAUUCAGACGAUGAAGCAAAUAUAGAGAGCGCUUAGAUGUGAUGAAAGAAUAUUUGUAUAGUAAAUAACAUACACACAUAUCAGAAACAAAUUCUCAUCUUUUAGCACCCACAAAAAUCAUCGAAUCUGAACAAGAAGCGUUACAGUUA